This is a messenger RNA of Amyelois transitella, 945 nucleotides long. RefSeq lists its product as uncharacterized. Bases 1 to 945 code for a protein of 314 amino acids. The record is from RefSeq and is a predicted model, not a curated record. The transcript has a single exon. NCBI's taxonomy places the organism in Eukaryota, Metazoa, Arthropoda, Insecta, Lepidoptera, Pyralidae.
AUGGAGAAUAAAAAAUCAAGAGAUGUUGCGAAUAAGUUCAUUUGCUCAAUCUGUUUGAAUGGAAAAUGUAGAAAUAAUGACGAUAAACACAUAGAAAACAAAAAAAGAAAAAGUAAGUCAUGUCAUGCAUGCAAAGUUAACAAACAUUGUAAUAAUAAUGAAAUCAAUAAUGCCGCUGGAGAUAUUGAUCCUGAUAUGACUACAAAAGAUGUACAAACGUCCCAAGUAGAUGUUACACAAGGUUUGAAUCUACUUAAUGAGGUACUCAAUGUUUUUCAAAAGAAUAAAGAGACAAAAGAUAUCACUAGUAAAACUUCUCUAUUCAAAGAUGCUGGCACUUCUACAGAAGCUAAUAAAUCCCUGAAAACAAGACUAACUAUAAGUAGGACAAUAAACUACUGCAUCGGAGAAUUUGAUAAAAUAGAUAGAAAUAAUAAUUUCUCGAUUAUAGAUUAUCAUCAACCCGAUGUCAUCAGAAUUAGCAACAAUUCAGUUGAUUUAAUACGACAUAAAUCUUCUUCGAUACCUCAAAUGAAAUUGGAAGAGCUGAAGUACUCUAUGAAAGCGAAAACCAAAUCUAAAGAUGCUAUAGAAGAAGUAAACAGAAUGUUUGCAACGGUAAAAAGAAGAGAACAGAGUUUAGAUUGUACAAAUAGACCUCUAACUCGGAAUGGCCCUAGAAUCUUGCCUGUAGUAAAAACUGAAGUUUCAAGUGAUAAUGAUAAAAAAAUUGAAAUUGACAAUAGCUGUAAAUGUUGCCAGACCCAUUGCCACUUAUCCAGUGGAGACUCUGCAAGUCAGUGUUGCCGUAAAAUCGAAGAGACAUAUGAACAUACAGUGUGCUGUCAUUACAAGAAGCAUCGCAACAAAAGAAAAGAGAUUGUGGUUUGCGAGUGUUGCAAAAAUGUUAAAAAUCAUUAUGAGGUUGAUAAUAAAAAUGAUUAG